CAUUCUUUUUCGGCACCCCACCCUUCAGGCCUGAACUUGCCGGAAGACCUAUCGAUAGAAUGUGGAAAUAUCCUUGUUUUUCGUCGGCAUUCCUAUUCGUUGCACUACUAUUAGCAAGCCAUCCAGAGGGGAUCAGAUGCUUUGCAACACCAAGAAUAUCCAACAAGCAUGGAGUCUUUCCUUUCCAAUCUACUUUGUUUUCUUCCCCGGAAGGAUCCGCCACUCCACCGCCCAGAGCCGUCGUUGAGGGCUACAUUUCACCAUCCGAUCAAAACAAUGUCGUGGCAGCUCUGCAGCGGGUUGGAUUUGAUACCAGUCUCAUGAAUAAAAAUAACAAUAAUAAUCAUGACAAUCCGCAGCCAGAAGAAUGCUACAGAUAUGCGGUCGUCAAAGCCACGGGAAUGUUGAAAUUGUUGGGACAUCCUCCAAUAAUAAGCAACGAUGAUAGCAACAAUAACAAUAUUCCAAAAUGGAUCCCUCUCAUAUCAGAUAUGGAACACGUUCUCAUUCAAAAUGGGUGGAGCUUCCUAGAUCCAGAUGAAUCCGAACCGCUCAGUGCCUACAAUGUCGAUGCCGCCAAUGCCGAAGGGCUGUACCAACCCAAGUGGGGUCAACAACAGCAACAACAACAGUAUGAUAAUAGUGCCUCGUUCUCCGACUUGGGAUACUCGUUGACACCAUGGACCAAGGAUCAAAUCAUGGAACAGGCAGCACUCUUCUUGGAGGACGACGCUUUAUUGACACGACAAGUACUGCUACACGGCGCCACGGAUCCACCCCAACGAAAAACAACCCACAACGGAUACAACUUUGCCGGAUCCAUGAGUGACAAUGACAAGCAUGGCAUUUUUGUCUGCGCCGUGGGCGGAUUGCCACUCUUUACCACGCACCAUCUCAUGGCAUCUGCGGGAUGGUUGUCCUUUGCAGCACCCAUUUCGGAGGAUCACGUCGAGUUGGUGCCACCGUUGCCCGAAUCCACAGAUCGACGCGUCGAAGUGGUGUGUGCCAGAACCAAAUGUCAUUUGGGACAUUACUUUGGAACUGAAAGAGACAGCAGUGACGGAUAUUACUGUAUCAAUGCCAGUGCACUCGACUUUUACAGUUUGGAGUCAAUGCCAACAGUGUCGGCGCUGAUUCCAUCAUCCUUCCGUUUCAUGGAACAACAGCUUUCUUCUGCGUCAUCAUCACCGGCGCUUCAGCUACUCCAACAAAUGAUUGACCAUGCAAUGCCGCCCACCAAAACCGUUCUACUCGGGGCCGGGUGUUUUUGGCAUGUCGAGUCGGCUCUGCGACGGUUGCCAGGGGUGGUAUCCACCUCGGUGGGAUUUGCUGGUGGCACCGUCAACAAUGUCUCGUACGAACAGGUAUGCCACGAACAAACGGGUCAUGCCGAAGUUGUACGGGUCGAGUUUGUCCCCGAUAUUCUACCCGUUCGCGUCUUGCUGGAUUGCUUCUUGGCCAUGCACGAUCCUACCAAAAGUCGGGCUUUGGGGAAACAUGCCAAGGGCACUGGACAAUAUCGUAGCUGUUUGUUUGUCUUCAAUAAUAAUAAUGAUCCAGAAAUCAUGACCGUGGCAGAACAAGCCCUGGAAGAGUGUCAACGGCAGUUGGGCAAGGAAGUCGCCACGGAACUGCGACAAGUGGAUGCUUUCUGGGAGGCCGAAGAGAGACAUCAACGCCACAACGAAAAGCGAUCCGGCAAGAAGGAACGUUUGUCGACGCUAACAGCAACCGAGUGGCUCAGCGAGUAUGGGAAGCGGAGCCCAUCUGUGCUUGGGUCCGCGGAGAGUCUUGUUCAGCAGCUUCCGCGGUAGCGAAUGCAUACUGCCAGUAGCACGGUGCCAAAACAGAACAAGAUGGAGAAGAUUGUCUCGCCACGAAACCUCAUGUUCUCUGUGAUGCCCGCGUUUGUUCAUCCUUCUUGGGGCGAUUCGCAGAUCAAUUCGUCCUGGCUAUAUUGUCCAAGCACGUCUGCUGUACUUUAGAAAUGGUUUACCGGUACCAUGUUUUAUUUUUAAACUGGUGCCGACAAGCUGGCAUACCGGUAGUUCAGCCAAGUAUGCUAGUCUAGCUAGCAACGGCAAAGUGGCUCAGUACCGGUACCGGUUCUAGUACCGUAAAGUUCGCUGGUUGUGUUGUUCGCGGGCCUUGGAUUUUCUUAUUUGAGAGCUAUUUGAGUAACUAAAACGAAUUUAAACCCGCCUUUGCCUAAUAACCAAAACCACAUAUUUUCUUGUUGUUUUAGAAAUUUCUAACUCAGCUCCUGAUUAUUCUCGAAUUUGUUCUGCGGACUCUGCAAGAAGGAUCUUUGCUUGGAUCUUCCAGUCGGCAC
Messenger RNA from Seminavis robusta, 2332 nucleotides. The record is from the annotation of a GenBank genome assembly. NCBI's taxonomy places the organism in Eukaryota, Bacillariophyta, Bacillariophyceae, Naviculales, Naviculaceae.